AAUGACUAGCGCGGAGCAAUCCGGAUCGUUGCAUUGACAGGUGGAUGAUGCUGAUGCUGUUGGACACGAGCAAGGCAAGGCAGCGGAGGUUCGAUGAUGACAGUUGAAGGUGUUUGUUUCAGUUGCCGCGUUCGCAGAGACGGGCUGCCUGCAUUUGCAUUUGCAUUAGUACCUGUAGCAGUAGCAGGUACAUGCAGGUGCGGUGACCCGUGCAGCGCGUUGCAGGUAAAUGUACCGGGCAGCCAUGGGCAUCCUCAGGCCUCCUGCUGCAGUACGGACCAGGCUCUAGCGGAGACUUUUCCUCUGUUCUUUUUGUCCCGGCUUCCUUCCUUCUAUUGUCCCUCAUGCACAUCACCAUUCAUCCAGCAUACAGUACAGUAAUUGCCUCACUGCGCCAAAAAGGACACUUUCAACAGCGUCGCCUAUCUGUCCAAUCGGGAUGUUUGCGCGCUCCUCAUCGGCUUCUGCGACCGCUAGCCGGCUUCGAGGGCCUUUUCUGCGGCCUCUGUG
This is a messenger RNA of Trichoderma harzianum CBS 226.95, 510 nucleotides long. RefSeq lists its product as hypothetical. Lineage: Eukaryota; Fungi; Ascomycota; Sordariomycetes; Hypocreales; Hypocreaceae. The transcript is spliced from 2 exons. The coding region runs from base 94 to 381 and encodes 95 amino acids. The record is from RefSeq and is a predicted model, not a curated record.